Hypanus sabinus (Atlantic stingray) is the source of this 740-nucleotide messenger RNA. Its product is annotated as hemoglobin subunit beta-like. The coding region runs from base 145 to 519 and encodes 124 amino acids. Gene Ontology annotation, biological process: hydrogen peroxide catabolic process. The record is from RefSeq and is a predicted model, not a curated record. Lineage: Eukaryota; Metazoa; Chordata; Chondrichthyes; Myliobatiformes; Dasyatidae. Gene Ontology annotation, molecular function: organic acid binding; haptoglobin binding; heme binding. Gene Ontology annotation, cellular component: hemoglobin complex; blood microparticle; haptoglobin-hemoglobin complex. The transcript has 3 exons.
CCCUAUUUCAGCCUAUAAAAGUGAAGUCAAAACUCCAGAUCCACACAGCUUUCUUGUGCAAGCAGUGGCAGUGAGAGCUCAACAACCAAAAUAAUGAAAUUAACAGAGGCUUAGGAACAAUACAUCAAGAGCAAAUGGGACCAGAUGGAUAAGAAAGCAAUAACUGCCCAAGCCUUGGCAAGGGUAUACACAGUCUAUCCCUGGACUACCAGGCUGUUUACAAGUUUCCAAAACCAUAAUGACGCCCUUGACCCUGGUGUUCAGGCUCACGCAGAGAAGGUGCAAUCAGCUCUGUCCGAAGCAGUUGCGGAUUUGAAGAACGUUGAAACUACUUUCAGCAAACUCAGCAGUGAUCAUCAAAAAUUCGGAGUGGACACUCAAAAUUUCAAGCUUCUCGGCCAGGCCUUCAUUGUUGAACUCGCUCUUCGUGAUAAAAUGGCAUUUGGACCAAAGGAACAUGCGGCUGCCUACAAGUUUUUCAGACUGGUGGCAGAAGCUCUCGCCAGCAACUACCAUUAAAUCUAUAACCUGCACCACCUUGAGAAAUGCAAUGAAAAGCUGUAUUAUCAGCGUCUAUAAUGUGUUGUUUUCUUAAAGGACUUGUGUAACAUCAAGUUCAAGUCAUGCUAACAUAAAGAUGGUACAAUAUUCCUCUUUACAUGGUCAUUUUCCUUCAAUGUUUGGAAAAUGUCUAUAUGAAUUUCCUUUGCUUCAAUAAAGAAACAAUAUUUCUCUCACAA